Molecule: messenger RNA, 1668 nt
Organism: Lolium rigidum
Lineage: Eukaryota; Viridiplantae; Streptophyta; Magnoliopsida; Poales; Poaceae
Product: putative BPI/LBP family protein At1g04970
Exons: 6
Coding region: 1-1473 (490 amino acids)
Molecular function (GO): lipid binding
Source: RefSeq, a predicted model, not a curated record
AUGGCCACCCAUCACCACCUCCUCCCACUCCUCCUCCUCGUCCACCUCCUCGCCCCCUCCCCCGCCGCCGCCCAAGAGUCCCACAUCUCCGCGGUGAUCGGCUCCAGCGGCCUGGCCUUCGCUAAGGACGUGCUGAUCGGGGAGGCGGCGCGGUCCCUCACCCCGCUCCGCCUGCCGGGGGCGGAAAAGUCCAUGCGCGUGCCCUUCCUCGGUGGCGUGCGCGCCGCCGUCUCAAACAUCACGCUCUUCCACCUCGACGUCGGGGAUGACUCGGCGCUCCGCCCGGGCGACUCCGGCCUGGUCGUCGUCGCCUCCGGGGUCAGCGCCAACAUCAGCAUGGCCUGGAGCUACUCCUACGACUCCUGGUACUUCGGGCCCCUACAGAUCUCCGACAGCGGCACCGCAUCCAUCCUGGUUCAAGGAAUGGAAGUUGGGAUAACCAUGGAAAUCAAAAAUUACAAUGGAAGUUUGGCUCUGAACGUCUCGCAGUGUGGCUGUUAUGUGAAGGACUUGGAGAUAUCUCUGGAUGGUGGAGCAUCUUGGUUUUAUCAAGGGUUAAUAAAUGCUUUUGAGGAUGAUAUUAGAGCUGCGGUUGAGAAGGUAGUACCGGAAAAUAUCAUUGGCAGCACUUCAAAACUGGACUCGUUUCUUCAAGGUCUCCCUAGGAGUGUCAGUCUGGACAACAUCACUGCUCUGAACAUGACUUUCAUGAACGAUCCACAAUACGGAAAUUCCUCCAUUGAGUUUGAUAUCAACGGGUUGUUCACUUCUGCGGUUGCAAAGACUAGCAAUUUGCAGAAGCAUCCUCAGCUUUCAUUAUCUUGUGGUGGAGCAUCAAAUAUGCUUGUGCUUUCACUCGAUGAAACCGUGUUCAAUUCAGCAUUAGAUGUUUACUACAAGGCGGGUUCCAUGCAUUGGGUUGUCGACAAAGUUUCUGAUCAAUCUCUACUGAAUACAGCUGGCUGGAAAUUUAUCAUUCCACGCUUAUAUUGGAGCUAUCCAAAUGAUGACAUGGUCCUGAACAUUUCGAUGGCUUCAUCCCCAAUAAUGUGGAUUACAUCUGAAAAUAUUGGUGCUACCAUUAACGCGGACAUGAUAAUUGAUGUUUUACAUGGCACGGAGACAGUUCCAGUUGCAUGCAUAUCUGUGGUCGUAAGCGCCUCAGGAGUUGUGGAGGCAUCAGGAAAUAAAGUAUACGGUAGAGUUGAGUUAAAUGAUUUCUCCCUGUCCUUGAAGUGGAGUAAUAUCGGAAAUUUUCAUAUGUCUUUGAUUCAGGGAGUGAUACGGGUUUUCCUGAACACUGCGUGCAUGCCAUACCUGAACUCGCGGCUGGGGCAUGGAUUCAUCUUGCCUGUGGUCCAUGGCUUCACUCUGAAAGACGUCUACGUGAUUACCUCUACCCAGCAGUUGACGCUCUGUUCUGAUAUCGCCUUCGCCAACGUGAGUAGCCUGGCGAGUUUGCCGGCUUUGUGAUAACCGUCCGUGGGGUUGUACAGAGCAUGUAACCCUCUCUUCAGGGCUGCAAGCUAGGCCCUGGGCUGGGGGUGUCUGCACAUAUGUGUACAUUAUUGUCCAUAGCCCUCUCUGUCAAAACAGAAACAAAGAUAAUUCUCAUUCAUUUGUACAUAUUUAUUUUCUGCUGUUUUAUAUGAUUCCUUUUUUUGCUCC